Messenger RNA from Caretta caretta (loggerhead turtle), 4725 nucleotides. RefSeq names its product LHFPL tetraspan subfamily member 2 (gene LHFPL2). Gene Ontology annotation, cellular component: membrane. The record is from RefSeq and is a predicted model, not a curated record. NCBI's taxonomy places the organism in Eukaryota, Metazoa, Chordata, Testudines, Cheloniidae.
GCUAAGCUCCCAGCCCUGUGCCUCAGUGAAUGGUCCGGCGUCCGGGUGCGACUGGGGGGUGGGGGAACCCGGCCGCCGUGGGGGCAAAGGCAGCGCCUGGGGAGCCGGAGUGAGACCAGUUCCAGCGCCCCGUGCCGCCUGGCACCGGGGAUUACCAGCCCGGGAGCCUGCAGAGCAGCAGCACUGAAGUUGCAAGGGGCAGGCGGGUGUUGCUGGUCUUCUGAAGUGGUCAACCAGAUUCGCUUAAAGUGGUCCUCUGAGUUAUAACACCGCUUAUCAGAAUCAGAAUAUCUCUAGUUUCCACAGGAGCACUGUGUAGGGACCUAUGUCUGCUGUGCUUUUAUCACAUCCCAUUGUGUGACCUUCUAGACAUGAUGUGCUUCCUAGCCCCAUAUCACGCCUACACAGGAGACUGAAGCAACUAACUUCGUUCCCAGAGCUUCCAAUAUUGAAAUGAAAUGUCCAUUCAUUGCUGUCCCUAUGAGCUCAUCCACAAUUUAGAGAAGUUUAAUCAGUUCACAAUCAUUUGCAAUCACUUGUAAUUUGUCAACCAUUUCCUCCCUAUUGAGGUGUGUGAUGUAAAAGCAGUGGGCAGUCCUUGGGCCCUCCCCCACACUAUUGUAACGUCAUGUGCCAGUAUGAAUAUUAACACAGAAACACAUACUUCAGUACUCAACAACCAAAGGAGAAGCUAAACACUAAGAACAAAUGACUGGACUGCUUGCAAAACUUUGGGCAGCUAACUGCUUCUCCUUCCCUGCUAUUGUGAAACAGCUGAAAGAGCAGAACUGAAGCAGCAUUUUUUGUGGAUAUUUUUUCUUUUUUUAAUUUAAUUUUUUUCCCCUUUGUUUUGGGUUUCAGACUCUCAAACUGCAUUGACCAUAAGCACUGGACAGCAAUAUGUGUCAUGUCAUUGUAACUUGUCGCUCAAUGCUGUGGACACUCCUGAGUAUUGUCGUGGCUUUUGCAGAGCUCAUAGCUUUCAUGAGUGCAGAUUGGCUAAUUGGCAAAGCCAAGCCUGUGAGUUCCGAAGAUAUGGACAACAGGACAGGAGGCUCACAGGACCCUUACCAUCCAACUUUGGGCAUCUAUGGGCGUUGUACCAGAAUCUCCCACAUGCAGGUUUCCAGACGAGACACACUUUGUGGGCCCUAUGCAGAGAACUUUAAUGAGAUUGCCAGUGGGUUCUGGCAGGCUACCGCUAUUUUCCUAGCUGUGGGGAUCAUGAUUCUCUGUGCUGUGGCAUUUGUGUCUGUCUUUACUAUGUGUGUGCAGAGUAUAAUGAAAAAAAGUAUUUUUAAUGUCUGUGGGCUGCUACAAGGGAUUGCAGGCCUCUUCCUUAUCUUAGGCUUGAUGCUGUACCCUGCAGGCUGGGGCUGCCAGAAGGCAAUAAGCUAUUGUGGACAUUAUGCUUCUGCUUAUAAACUAGGAGACUGCUCACUGGGCUGGGCCUUCUACACAGCUAUUGGUGGCACUGGUCUGACAUUCAUCUGUGCCGUCUUCUCAGCACAAGCAGAAAUUGCCACAUCUAGUGACAAAGUGCAAGAAGAAAUUGAAGAGGGGAAAAACCUUAUCUGCCUCCUUUAAAUACAAUGGAAAAAAGAUCGAUCAGUGCCUGGGAAACACUGACUUCAGACUGUUUUGCUUUUAAAUGACUUGAUAAAAGGAUCCACUUACCUGUUUUCACAAUUUGUGUGAUUAAGCCUUGAACUACUGAACAUUCUAUCACUUGCUGGGCGAUGAGGACCAGAGAAAGGAGGAUCUCAAGCAAAGACAGUGUAGAUAUGUGGGAAUUCUUGGUAUGACUACAUUGUCAGGACUCAGCAGAAUAUACAACUUGAGAGCGAGGCGGGGGAGUGUAUAUAGUGAACAAACAUUGUAAUAUACCUGACAAUUUCUGAUUUUAUCAGAUUGCAUUCUCCACCUUGGUCACUUUGAAGGAUCUGAAUUAAAAUAAUAAAAGCCAGCACAUUUCUACUAUGUACAGGACUAGCCUAUUUAAUCAGGUUUUGUUUUCAAGGGCUUCAAUCACUUGUGAAGGUUUUAUUGCCAUCUGGUUUGGUACUAUAGUUAAUAUGGUGGUGCUUUUUGAUGAGUUUUAAAAUUACUUAAAGCACAACUGGUUUUUUUGGAUAAUUAAAUGCAUGACAAAGAGAACAGGGUUGACAUUAAGACCUUGCUAAAAGUCAUAUAAACUGUAAAGAAAGUGAGAUGGGGCUCAAAUUAUUUAGUUUGUUCUGGCAUGAAGUAUCCGUAACAAGUGGUAGGUACAUUAUAUUUUAGCAGCUAGAUUUGAAGUUAAAUUAUUUUUGUUUCAUAGCAGAGCCAGGGGAAUGGUCGUUACCCUGGAGUUUACCUAUAUAAAAUAAAAAUGGUAGAAAUAAUGUUUUAGGAUCUAAUGAGUGAAACACUGAACUUUGGAUACACAAAUGGUGCCUUUACUAGAAAUCCCAGGAAUCCUCAAUAUUUAGGAAAAACACUAUAUUCUCUCAGCAGCACAACUGACAGGGUUAUUUUGUGAAUGCCAACAAGUGUUGACACUCUUCAGUAAAAAUAUGAACUGUAUGUUGGGUUUACAAUUACAAUAGUUCUCUGUUUGCCAAAAGAAACCUCAUUCCCAGUCCACAGACCAGUGUCUUAGAGCCAGUUUAGUCUGUAACAGACGUUCACUCUGCAGGAGACAAUGCCAAAUUCUAAAUGUUUGUGGGAAAACCUUUUCCCACUCUUUUUAACCACAUUUGGUAUGGACCCAUUUCCAGCACAAUCAGCAGAAGCAGAAAUAUGGCUUGCCACGAGUGACAUUCCUUUCCAAAAUGCGUUCAGUUCAGUCAUAAUACUUGUGUUGUUUCUCCAGUUACUAGAAUUAUUCUGAGAGCAUAUUAGAAGAAAGAAUACUGUACUGCCUUGGGGAUACAUGAGCACAAAAUAGAUAAACUGUUUUAAAAUUUCCAAUCAAAUAUCAAGUGAAUAGUUAUUUCAUGGUGGUGGUAAAAUACUAUUAGGCACUGAAGGCUGCUGAGCCUAUUGUUAAAGGUGUCUGCAAGUUUAUCCAUUUUUCUGUAAUGUUAAAAAUCAAAUAACUUCUGCAGACAGAAUGAUUAGCCUCCGGAUUACAAGACUUUGUUGUCGAGAACACCAAAUUUGUAUAGAAACGUGAAGGUUUUGUGUUCUUAUUUUUGCGGCAUCUUUCCUGACCUAGAGCUGAGGGAAAUGCAGCUUGCAUUAACCAUGCACAGUCUUACCAUUGUUAUACCAUUAAAUGUAAAAGGUUUCUUUGGAGCACAUAUGGUCCCUAUGCUUUUUGAACUCUUCAUCCGCUCCUGUGGAAGUCUCCUUCCCAGGAACAGUUCUUUAGAAAUUAUUGAUCUGUGUGAGAUUCUAGUGAGUGCCCAGGCUUCAACUAUAAAGGUUUAAAAAGACAAUGUUAUCUUUUUAAUAAAUGGGUAGUUUGUAAACUCCAGCUGCUAAUGAUGCUGCCUCUAAUAAGUUAAAUCAAUUAAUUUACUUUUUGAAGUGGAAUAAUUUUGUUCUGGUCUGUUCCUGAUAAACCAGACAUGUUACUUUGGACCGAUUAAAUUGAUAGGUUGUAGUAGUGAUCCAUAAUCAAUGUGCUGGAGUGCCAGAGUCCCUGCUUCUCUGUAAAUACAAAUCCAAGACCCCUAUUUAGCAGUGCUGCUGACACCUCUGUUCUCCUGUGCACAUUCCCGAUGUUGGGGCAGAAUGAUUUGGAAAGCGUUAUGCUAGCCACAGGGCAAAACUUCCCCUUGGUAAUAUUUAAUUUUCUUUUUCACCACUGAAUUGUGAGAACCCGGCCUUUCCUCUUGUUAAUCCAGAAUUCACACUUGAGAAACCUGUGUUUUCCCCCCCUCCCAAUCCCACUGCACUCUUAGACAAGAUUUUAAAACGGGUAACUCACUUUUCUUUUAAAUAUUUAACAUAAUAAAAUAAAGUUAUAGGCUGGAACCAUUUAUGCCAAGUGUCUGCAUAGAGCAAGAUUUCCUUUUAAACAAAUUAUAACCACUUGCAAAAAUUGGUGAGUUAGAGCAAAACUGUAGCCAUGGCAUCAUAAUGUCUUAUUUGAAACUGUGCGCCUUUGAAAUACGUUUCCUUGUACAUACAAAGUAUACCUUAUGAAGCACACCUCCAAAUUUUCAACCAUAUUAUUUGUAUGUGGAUGAAUCCUAUUAAAAAAAACCCUGUAAGAAGCUUCUACCAAGGUUAUUGCUUGUUCACAGCUGCUACUACUUUAGAGCCCCCCCACCCAUUGGAAUGUGCACAAUACAAGCUGGGGCACUAAAACAGCUGUGAUACAGAACUUUUAACUAAAGGGAGUCUUAAGUGCUGUGAACAACACAUGGAAUUGGGGUGAAGAUAAAUUAUAUAUAUAUAUUUUUUUAAUGUUGUAAUUUGUUUUUCUUUAGGAAGAUAGUAUGCUGUUAAAAAUAAUCAAUGCCACCAAAUCAUGACACUCUUAAUAAUAUAGUGUCACAAAUACGUUAAAAAUCCAAGUACUAUAUUAAUCAAUGACAGAUUACGGUUUUCAAAGGUGUCAUGCAAUGCUUAACUGAACUGGUUUGGACCAUGCAUGCCCCAUGUAUUGUGUGAAUUAAAAAAAAGCAGUGAACAAUGUAUUAUUAGGCCAUAACUAUGUUAAGUCUUUACAGUACUGAAAAUAUUAAUGUUGGGUUUUAUAGUACUGUGCAUAAAAUAUUUAUUUUGCAUGUG